AUGUCGUCCUCUCCACGCAAGCCAGUAGCCGCAAGCCGCCGUCGCAGCUCGAGCGUGACCAGCGCACUCCGCCAGGUCCCUCUCAACGAGCACAAGCAGGACAAGAUGACUGGCGAGGUCCAGCCCCUCUUUGGGCCUCCGCGCCCACGUACCGCUGACGAUCUCCCGGCUCGCUACAACACGCUCGGCUUCUGGGAGGACAUUCGCACCGGUCGCUGGAUGCUCGUCCCGCUGUCGUCGUUCAUCUUGAUGGUCAUCCCUGUCAUCCUGUACUGGAACCAGUUCAUGCUCAUUGACCUCGGCAUGAUGGGCCCCUUCACCACCAACCCGUUUACGCCGUUCAUCUUCCCCUCGCACAAGCUCCCCAACGGCAAGUACGCAAUUGGCCUGGGUGACUUUGCGUUCAUCGCAUACCACAUCAUCUUCUGGUCGUUUGUCCGCCAGUUUAUGACCAUCCACGUCCUCCGUCCCAUUGCCAAGGCCCUCGGUAUCCGUGGUGGCAAGAUUAUGCGCUUCACCGAGCAGGGCUAUGCCCUCUUCUACUUUGGCAUGACUAGCAUUGCUGGCAUUUACGUCAUGCGCGACCUGCCCACAUGGUGGUACAAGACUGAGAACUUUUGGAUCGGCUACCCCCACGAGGAGAUGACCCUCGGCCUCAAGCUCUACUACCUCCUCCAGGCAGCUUACUGGUGCCAGCAGACCAUCAUCCUCGCGCUCAAGAUCGAGAAGCCCCGCAAGGACUUUACAGAGCUUGUGCUGCACCACAUCGUCACGCUGUGGCUCGUCGGAUGGAGCUACUUCCUUUCGCUCACCUACAUCGGUGUCGCCAUCUUCCUGACCAUGGACAUUUCGGACGUUUUCCUCGCGCUCGCCAAGUGCGUCAACUACGUGAGCGAGCCUGCCUCGAACCCCUUCUUCGCCGUCUUUGUCGGUGUGUGGAGCUACUUCCGCCACUACCUCAACCUGUGGAUCCUCUACUCGGUGUACACCGAGUUUGACCUCAUCCCCAACGUGUACGACUCGUUUGAGCCUUGGGCGGGCCGCUGGAUGGUUUGGUGGAUGAAGUGGCAGAUCUUUGUCCCCAUCUUCCUUCUCCAGCUCAUCAACUUGUUCUGGUAUUUCUUGAUCUGGCGUAUUCUCUUCCGCAUUGUGUUCCUCAAGGUCACCAAGGACGAGCGGUCCGACGACGAGGACGAGGACGACGUCGACGAGGACGCGCCCAAGCAGGUCGGACAGGCCGACAAGGCCCAGUAA
Apiotrichum porosum is the source of this 1254-nucleotide messenger RNA. RefSeq lists its product as uncharacterized. Gene Ontology annotation, cellular component: membrane. Lineage: Eukaryota; Fungi; Basidiomycota; Tremellomycetes; Trichosporonales; Trichosporonaceae. The transcript has 11 exons. Gene Ontology annotation, molecular function: sphingosine N-acyltransferase activity. The record is from RefSeq and is a predicted model, not a curated record. Gene Ontology annotation, biological process: ceramide biosynthetic process. The coding region runs from base 1 to 1254 and encodes 417 amino acids.